This is a messenger RNA of Closterium sp. Naga37s-1, 849 nucleotides long. Lineage: Eukaryota; Viridiplantae; Streptophyta; Zygnematophyceae; Desmidiales; Closteriaceae. The record is from the annotation of a GenBank genome assembly.
AUGCUGCGCUCCGCGCCAUCGCCUAGAAACCAAUCCUUAGUCGCGCGCUCGCGGUCCAACUUGUCGCACGGCGUCGCGACGUUGAGCCGGUCGCAGCGAUCCAGCUUGCGAGCAGCCAGCGUCGUCGUCGCGCUCCUCGCGCUGCUCGCGCUCGCCUUGCCCUCUCCCUGCGCCGCGCGGCGACCGCUCGGCUUUAAAGUGCAUCUACCGCCGAUUGGCGUAGAGAAGAAAGGGGGUGGAAACAAGGGUGGAGGGAACAAGGGCGUUGGGAACAAAGGAGGGGGGAACAACGGCGGGGGGAACAACGGCGGGGGGAACAACGGCGGGGGAAACAACGGCGGGGGAAACAACGGAGGGGGGAACAACGGGGGCGGAGGCAAGGGUGGGGGGGACAAGAGGGGGAAUAAAGGCGGCCCUGUGAAGGGCAUCGGGCUUCAACCCUUAUCGUGUUACUUCGCCACCAAGGCGUGCGACUUCGUGUUCAACCGGUCGGCGUCGCUGGCGCCCAUCCUGCCGCUCGUCGCCAUGCGCCCCGACCAGCCCAUCUCCGCCGCCAUCCUCCACAAGGCGGGCAGUCGCCCCGUGGUGUCCGCGUCUCUGCAGACCUGCCGCGCCCUCAACACCCUUGCUCUGCGCCUGCCGUCGUGUCCGGCCUUCUCCUUGGUCUCCCCAUCUGCUUCCAGCAAUGGCGUGCGCAUCGCCGGCAAGGCCCUCUCGCUGCUGCAGCUCGCUCAAUACAGUGGGGCGUGCUUCACACUCGAGUUUGCCCAGAUGAUGGUCAAGGUGGGCAGUGGCCCACGUGGCAUGACGCGAUUGGUCCGUGGCGAUGGCAAUGCGGAGUUCCCUGAG